GAAAAUUACUUUUUAAUUCAAACCAUAUGAUAAGUGAACAUGUAAACUCUUUUUAAACGCGAAAACUUAUAAAUUAAUAUUUUCGAUAGUUUUUAAUUAAUCGCAGACUAAAAGUCCUACGAAGGAAUGCGCUUUCAUUAUUCAAAAUUUGGAAAACACGAAUAUUGGAAAACACGAUAAACGCAUGAUGGACAUAGCGUUCUCCAUUUGUAUUCGUAGUUUAUAUUUUGUUCGUACAUGUCGCUGUAGUCGCACGCGUUUCAAACGCGUUUCAAACGAAUUUUUUUAGUUAAAUAAAUCAUCAAAUAAAUAAUAAUGGACGAAAUAAAAAAUCUACAAGAUAAAUAUCAGAGUAUUACUGUGGCACAACUUGGAGAGAUUAUAAAUAAACGUGGAAAGAAAGUAAAUCAGGUUAUACAUGAACGAGAUCAACAAUUAAAGGAAAAUGAAGAAAAACUUGAAAAUUUGAUGUCUGAAUUGGUAAUAUUGAAAGAAGAUAUUCAUACCAAGCAACAAGUUUUAGAACAGAAAAACAAAGAAUUGUCAAAUCAUAAUGAACAUUUUGCCGAAUUAAAAGCGGAAUACAAUAAAUUUAUGGAAGAAAAUACAAAUUUGCAGAUCAAGAAAAAUCUUUUAAAAAAUACUAAACCAAAUCAGCAUGAUCAAUUAUUAUUAGAAACAGGAAGGAAGAAGCUUCGCAUGUAUAAAGAGUGGACCGGUAUACAUUGGGAUUAUAGUAAUCUAAAGGACAAUAUAGUAGGAUAUGUAACUAACAAAAGUGACUAUAUACAUCAUUUUAAUUUUGCCAAAGAUGAAAAGGAUUCCGAAGAAUUAUCCAAUCUUUUAUGGCACGAGGUUUAUCUGUCUGUUGAAAAUAAAUUAAAUGAAAAUAAAAAGAGUUCUAUCGCAAAUGAAUAAAAUAUUAAAG
Vespa mandarinia (Asian giant hornet) is the source of this 928-nucleotide messenger RNA. RefSeq lists its product as uncharacterized. The record is from RefSeq and is a predicted model, not a curated record. Lineage: Eukaryota; Metazoa; Arthropoda; Insecta; Hymenoptera; Vespidae.